This is a messenger RNA of Didymosphaeria variabile, 855 nucleotides long. RefSeq lists its product as uncharacterized. Bases 1 to 855 code for a protein of 284 amino acids. The record is from RefSeq and is a predicted model, not a curated record. NCBI's taxonomy places the organism in Eukaryota, Fungi, Ascomycota, Dothideomycetes, Pleosporales, Didymosphaeriaceae. The transcript has a single exon.
AUGAGCACCGUCCAGCCGUGGGCUGGUCAUGCGGACUCCGCUCGUAGAAGGGCGGAAGCCCGGGCAGCCGAGCCUGUGCCGACUGUGAACUUCAAUAACGCUGCUCGUGCCGCCAUUGGGCACUUCCCACUUUCCGUCGCUGAAGCUGCGGAGACCAUUCUGCCUGCGAAACGCCAUGCAAAAGCAUUCGGCCACUUCCCCUUGGACGUCGCCUCUGCAGAGCCCACCGGCCUAAGCAAGCGUUUGAAUGUCUGCGGCACCAACGACAAGUAUGUUAGCGCAUGCUCUUGUGCCGGUGUACCACAGGCAACAGUUACUGCUGUACGGAAGACUGUUUCAAGCACAUCUACCAGCACGGCCACAUCGUCUUUCCAGACGACGUCGACCGUGACCAAUAGCCACACUAUCAGCGAGAGUGUUACUGCAACCGAGACCUCAACUACAACCACCACCCUAACCUCCACGAGCACAUACUCCACCUCUGUGAUGGCAUCACCCACGUGCGCAACUUUCAGCAAAGGACCUACCGCUAACUGGCAAUACACCUACAACCUCGAGUACGCUGGUUUCAAGACGCUCAAUGACAACUCUCCUGCGAACAACGCCGGCGCCCCUGCGAUUUCUCAGGUGCUAGAUGGCACUCUGGGCGCCUGCGAUGCCGCAGAAGAUUGCGUUGCAUGGGCCGCCACUCAAUUCUCUCCCCUGGGAGGAGGAUAUUUCACUACCAACCUCCGAUUCCGACCCGACUCGACGAACUGGCUGUGUGUGGCUUACUACGAUCAGACACCGGCGUCGUACUACAACGUUGAUUCGCCAGGAGUUAGCCAGUCGUUUGGAUGGACGAAACGGCCUUGA